Molecule: messenger RNA, 2878 nt
Organism: Drosophila obscura
Lineage: Eukaryota; Metazoa; Arthropoda; Insecta; Diptera; Drosophilidae
Product: GPI ethanolamine phosphate transferase 1-like
Exons: 2
Coding region: 106-2814 (902 amino acids)
Biological process (GO): GPI anchor biosynthetic process
Cellular component (GO): endoplasmic reticulum membrane
Molecular function (GO): mannose-ethanolamine phosphotransferase activity
Source: RefSeq, a predicted model, not a curated record
CAGCGUUCUAAUCUCAGAAACUGUCAAAUGAAAUACUACUAAUAUAUUAAAUUUUUUCCAAACAAUUACGUACCUUUUCCCAUAAACGAUAAACUCCCUUUGAAAAUGUGGAUUCUUCAGGUGCUGGUGGUGCACAUUUUACUGAUCGGUUUCAUUAUAAACAUCUAUUUUCAAUCGACCAUUGUGGUGGAUCUUGAGCCACAGAAGACGCUGCCUGAGCUGGGACUUCGACCGCCGGCGGAUCGAUUGGUGGUAUUCCUAACCGAUGGCCUACGGGCAGAGUCGUUCUUUGCUGAAAAUUGCAGCGGCGUGCCGCAACUCCGGGAGCUGUUCUUGAAGCAAGGCGUGGUAGGAAUAUCGCGAAGCUGCGUGCCGACAAUGAGCCGACCCGGGCACAUUGCAAUCUUCGCUGGCUUCUACGAAGAUCCCCAAGUGGCCAUCACCAAUUUCCAAUUGAAUCCGACACGCUUUGACUCCAUAUUCAAUAGGAGCCACCAUGCCAUAGGCUGGGCAGAUGAAACGGUGUACAAUUACUUUGCGCGUUCCAUUGUCGAGCCUCUGCAACUCGAAACGUUCAGGAUAUCGGAUUUCAAAAUGUUUAAGGCUGAUAGCUAUGUGUUUGGUCAGGUCCGUGACUUUCUUACCAACAAGGAGAACAUCAAAGAGCUGCAAAACGAAACAUCGGUGAUAUUUUUUGUAUAUCUGUACGAUCUUGAUAAGGCGGGCCAUGUGUUCACGCCACUUGACCGUGAGUUCCGGAAGCGGCUCUAUGUGACACAGAAGAGAAUUCGGGAGACUUACGAACUCUUUGAGAGCGCAUUCAACAACAGUCGAACGGCCUAUCUGUUGACAUCGGAUCACGGCAUGUUGGAUGGGGGUCACCAUGGCGGCGGAUCGAAUAUGGAAGUAGAAAUGCCCUUCUUCAUCUGGGGAGCCGGCGUCAAGCGACUGGGACCACCUGACACCAAGCUAAACUUCACUGCCAAUGCACAAGGACUCCAGCUACCGCAACAAGAGCUGGAGCAGAUUCAGCUGGCGCCGUUGAUGUCGGCUUUGUUGGGCCUGCCGCCGCCCAUUAACAACAGGGCUCCAUUGCCCCUGGGCUACCUCAAUGUGAGCGAGGAGUACGAACGGCAGGCAUUGGUCUUGAAUGUGCUGCAGUUGCUGGCCCAGGCCCAGGUAAUGAUACGUCGCCAUGAGCUCAGUUUCUUCCACAAAUGGCUGCCGAAAUAUGAGCACCUGGACUCGAGGCGAAUCGCCCUCCUGCCCGCUGAAGUUGAGCGCCUGGUGGCGGCUGGCUACGACAGUAAGGCCGUAAAGCUGCUCGGGCAGGCGUCCUGGCAGGCCCGCGAAUGCUUGGAUUUUUACCAGAACUACUAUCACAUUCCAAUGCUAGUGGCCAUAACUGCUUCGUAUUUUGGUUUGUUCUACUGCCUGGCUGUCAUGCUGACACGCGAAUGCACAGAGCCCAAGCAGCCGAAGAAGGGACUGAUGACAUGGAUGACUUUUCUGAUGGCCAUGCUGGGACUGCUGCUCGGAGCUGUCUUGUUCCUGCAGUGGGUGCCCUGGUACACGGCCUUUUAUCUGAUGCUGCCCAUAUGCAUUUGGACGAUGGCACUGGCCGAACGACCGCUGCAUGGUAAAUCCAUUCCGUACCCGUUUACACUUUUAGGCUGGACAGUGUUACCCGCUGGAUUGGUUAUAGCGACAUCGCUUAUGAGCACCCAUGCCGGUCUGCUCUACGCUGGCGUCGUGUGUGCCUACAAUCGACGCGGCUUCCUUCGGCCGUCGAGGAAAUUCUUUAUCUGGCUGACAGCCAUGCUGUUGCCAAGUGCAUUUCUAGUUGCCAUGCUAAACUUCAAGUUGAAAAGUAUAUUGGACGCAAUUGAUCUCAAUAUGAAGAACUAUUUGCUGGCGUUCAGCAUGUUUCUGGCAGUGCUCCGGCCAUGGAUAUUGGGACAUAAAUUCGAGAAGCACGUUUGGAUGAUCAAUUCUGGGAUCUUGCUGAUGGGAGUCUAUGGCACUUAUCUCUACGAGAGUGACCAGGAAAUUAACCUCUUUUUGCGGACUGCCUUUUGGACUUUCCUCGGCUAUGCCUUCGUAUCGUUGCCUUACAGCAAAGCGGAGAACCCUAGACAGCGAUUUAAUUUGAUUUCCUUCAACCUGGUAGCCGUGCAUGCCCUGCUCUGCAUUUCAACGGGUUCGCUCUUCCUGCAACUGAUGAUCACCGAAUUUCUGCUGGGCCAGCAAAUUCACGACAAGGUUAGGGGAAAGUCUGAUAACGAUAACGAUAAGGAUGGUCCACUCGAUCGCUUGAAGCGUAACUAUCGCUAUGCGGCCAUGAUUCUGUUCUACUUCUACAUAUCGUUCUUUGGAUCUGGCAACUGGAUAUUAAGCUUUGCCUUCAAACCAACAGCUGUGCGACUGCUGCUAUCCAGCUACUCGCCAUUUAUCAUAACCGGUCUGCUGCUGACCAAGAUAUUGAUUCCAUCCAUUAUUAUCAUCGCUGGCCUAUACACCCUCUCGCCCUAUGCCCAUAAGCAUACACGUGCCAUUUUCACCUGCAUGUUCCUGAUAAGCGAUGCCAUGUGUUUGUUUUUCUGUUUCUAUUUUCAAAACACAGGCCACUGGCGCCAAAUUCGCAGAUCCAUCGAUCACGUCUUGUUGACAAAUCUUAUUGUGAUGUUAUUGCUGGCCUGUUCGUGUUUAACCCAGACCUUCCUUAUGCCAAUUAAGGGCGCUGGGCCAGAAGUCAGUGCGGAAGUAGCGGCAGGAGACACUUCCGCACAGUCUGCUGCAGAGAGUAAGGCCUAGACGAUUUUCUUUCGGAUAAUGCAUCAAAGCUGUAAUGCUGUUCAAAUAAAUUAUAUGUUCUAUU